Mangifera indica (mango) is the source of this 634-nucleotide messenger RNA. RefSeq lists its product as uncharacterized. The coding region runs from base 131 to 514 and encodes 127 amino acids. The record is from RefSeq and is a predicted model, not a curated record. The transcript is spliced from 3 exons. Lineage: Eukaryota; Viridiplantae; Streptophyta; Magnoliopsida; Sapindales; Anacardiaceae.
CCAUCUGCCCCAUCUUAAUUGACGUUGACGGAGAUUGAAUUGGAGUUUGGAAAGAUCUGAGCCGCUGAGCGUAAUAGUGCCUGGUAAAAAAAAAAAAAGGCAAAUAUCAGAGCAGUUUGUGGGUAAGAGAAUGGCGGCAAAAGAAGGAGAAGGGAAAGAGUUCGUGUACAGAAUCAGUACGGCUCGAGAGUGGGAAGAGCUCCAGAAGAGUGGAUCUAUUUUCGGUGGAGACCUCGACAAGUCUACUGGUUGCAUCCACCUCAGUAGACUCGACCAGGUGCAAGGAACAUUACAGAACUUUUUCUUAAACACUAAGGUGGAUUUGUACCUUCUCCAAAUUGAUGCUGAAAAGCUUGGGGAUGGAUUGAUCUAUGAACUUGUGGAUGGCUCGAAUAGCUUCCCCCAUUUUUAUGGCCCAUCCAAAAGUUUUGCUCCUCUCCCGUUAGACGCAGUGGCAAAAGCAGAGAAAUUGUCUCUAUCAGAUGGUCGAUUCAGUUGUAGUUUCCUGAAUUAAUUGGUGAUGAUUCAUUAUGUAUGUUAAACAAUCAUUUCGAUCAUCUUUUUCCUUCGCUUAACAUGUUUGAGAACCAAAUCAGUUUAUCUAUGAAUUAAUCACGUAUCCUCUAUUUUUUGA